AUGCUGUCGCUGAAGGCAUCCAGGGCGGACAAUUUUUACUACGGUAGUGUGGAGGACGAGGAAAUAAAGAAGAAGAAGCAAAAGGAGGAGAAAAAAAGGCAAAAAAGCAGAAAGGACUACAACGAAAUUAAAUUUGAAGUGCCAUACACCAUUAUAUGUACUAAAUGCAAAUCGUAUGUGUACAAAGGGGAGAGGUUCAACAGUGAGAGGAGACAAGUGGGCUUCUACUUAAGUACCCCCUUUUAUUCCUUUACCUUUACGUGCAAGAAAUGCCCGAAUGAAAUUGUAUUUGAAACCAACCCGAAGGACUGCUCAUAUGAUGUGAUAAAAGGGGCCAGAAAAAAAAACGAGCAGUUCGAAAAUGUCCUCACAGAACAGGGACGCAAUAAUGUGAAUUCCAUCGAUUUUGAAAAAAACAAAAAAAAAAAAACCAACCCGUUUCUGCUGUUAGAAGUUGAGGCCCUCCGCAAGAAGGGGCGCGAGGGAAAACAGAAUGCGCAGCAGGGGGGAGAAGAAGAAGCCACACACUGGGGGGAAAAAACAUUUCGUUCAGGUGAGGCACAGGAUAAACCUUCCAACCCUGACUCCUCUGCAGCAGGUGAACUCCCCGACGAUGAUGUGUCUAGUGAGGACGGAUCACAUGAGGAGGAGGACGACGACGACCCCACAAGCGAAGAACACAUCCAUGACGUUAUAAAGCAAAACUACCAACUAAACCAUAUAAUGAAAAAUGAUUUCUCCUGCAACAGCAACCUGAGAAAGCAAUUGAGGGACAUAAAGAAGGACAAAAUUCAGCAGCUGGAAGAACGCAAGAGGAAAAAUAUUUUUAUUGACAUCGUGCAAGGGGGGGACCCCCUCGAGGAGGUUCUCGUGAAGAAGUAUGUUCGCUUGGGGGAAAAAUUAAAGCGACGCAGAGGCGCCCAGGGAGAGGUUACCCAGGGAGAGGCUACCCAUGGAAAGGGCGUCCGGCUGAGUGAUCACCAAAGUAAGGACCCCCCGAUUAAACGCAAACUGGCCAAAAGUAACUUGAUAAAAAAAAAGAAGAGUAGCAUAUUUGACCAGAAGUACCUCAAGAGGGGGAAGUAG
Plasmodium fragile is the source of this 1086-nucleotide messenger RNA. RefSeq lists its product as uncharacterized. The coding region runs from base 1 to 1086 and encodes 361 amino acids. Gene Ontology annotation, biological process: mRNA splicing, via spliceosome. Gene Ontology annotation, cellular component: U2-type spliceosomal complex; post-mRNA release spliceosomal complex. The transcript has a single exon. Lineage: Eukaryota; Apicomplexa; Aconoidasida; Haemosporida; Plasmodiidae. The record is from RefSeq and is a predicted model, not a curated record.